AGUUCUUGACAUGAAAAUAAUCAAUAUAAACAUGAACGAAAGGAAAUGGAUAGAUUUAGAACUCAAUUAGUAAAAAGUAUUCAAUAAGGCUUAAUUAAAGUCAUGUUACACGGGCUGAAUUCUUCAGUCUUUGCAUAAAUUAUGGUUUCUACACAUACUACGCUUUAUUUAAGAGUUUCAGAGGCGAAAGAACUCUUGGCAAAAGAUUUCAAUGGCAAAAGUGAUCCUUACUGUGUUAUUAAAGUUGACAACGUGGUCAUAGCCAGAACUGCAACAGUGUAUAAAACACUGGAUCCACUAUGGGGAGAAGAGUUCAUCCUUCAUAUGCCGAGUGGGUUUCAGAUUCUGAGUUUUUAUAUUUAUGAUGCAGAUAAAGUCAGCAGUGGCGAUGACAUUAUUGGUGUUGCUUCUGUUACUAGAGAUUACAUGUAUGAAAACAAAAAUCCUAAAGGUCUUGAAACAUGGCUCCCACUACAGAAAGCUAACAAAGACCUUGAGAUCCAAGGAGAAAUGUUACUAGAAUAUGGCAUUCGUACAUCUGAAGCCACUGGGCAGUCUUAUGUCUUUGUGACAGUUAUGGAAGGAAGAGAUCUGGCAGCUAAAGAUAAAACAGGAUAUUCAGACCCUUACGUGACUGUUACUUGUUUUGAUGAGACCAAAGCUACAUCAAAACAAAAAAAGACCAGGUUUCCUGAAUGGAAUGAGACUCUUGAAUUUUCUUUACCUGAAGACACAUGUAUUGCUGAUCUGAGUGUGAUAGUAACAGUGUGGGACAAGGACAACUUCAGUAGUGAUGACUUCAUGGGGCAGAUUCACUUGGAUUCUGAAGAUGUGACACAUGGCACCAUAAGAAACUGGCACGCUGUGGCCAGGAGACCAACAAGCGACAGAUGGGCAAGGAGGGCCAGUCGAAUAGACAGAGGGAAGAUCCGUGUAAAACUCCAGCUUCUAGAAGAAAUAGUGCUACCUUCUUCAUGUUACAGACCAUUGAAUGAGUUGCUGGCUGAUGCUGUGAAGAUGCCAACAACUCCACAAAGCAGAGACCUUGGCCAGUUGAUCUGGGAUUUGCUGGAGCAGGACAGGACAAUCGAGCUGGGUGCCAUCGCAAUGUCUUUAGUCAGGUUUUACUUAAGCCAGGAGCUGAUAUUUGAGUUCCUGGAUGCUGUGAUUCUCAGGGAUAUCUCCAAGACCGAUGACGUCAACACCUUAUUCAGGGGUAACACCCUUGCCACCAAAGCUGUAGAUAAUUUCAUGAAGGUGCUAGCCAUGCCCUAUUUACAACGAGUGCUAAAACCCCCAGUAGACAGAAUCAUCAACGAGAAAAAAACAGUUGAACUGGACCCAUUUAAAGUGAACAGUGUUCGCACGCGUCGACACAGCUUGCACCGUGAAUCUGAGGAAAGUUUUGUUAACCAUAGCUUGGAGGCUGUAGAGGACUACACACUGGAGAUAGUCAACAGCAUCGUGAGGUCAGUGACCUACUGCCCGCAGGUGCUGCGUCGUGUCCUCAGAAACAUUCAGAUUAGAGUCCGGGAGAAGUGGCCGGAGGAAAUGUUUGAGGACGUGCCAUACAUAGCAGUGAGUGGAUUUAUCUUCCUUCGAUUCUUCGCCCCAGCUGUGAUGUCUCCGAAGCUGUUCUCUCUCAGUGACCAACAUCCCAGCCACAAGGUCAUACGCACAUUCACACUGUUGGCAAAGAUUGUCCAGAGUAUCGGCAAUCUGACGCCAGCCACCUUGGGCAAAGAGGCUUGGAUGGAACCACUGAUUCCACUCAUCACACAGAAGAUCUCAGAGGUCAAGGAGUAUUUGGACACCCUAGUGGAUGUUGGAGAUUUCUCAGCCGCACAUCGCUACUUGGUGAGGCAACAGAGCAAUGAAACAGUCCUGAUUCAAGGGUACCUCUACAAGUGUCACUACCACUGCAAACGUCUCUUCCGUCCUAUUGUGCUGAAGAAGUGUUACUUUUACCUAACUAGGGUCAUGCUAUGCUACAGGAAAACACCAGAAGAUGAGGACACGAUGGUGAUGGUAGAUAACAUUUGUGCUGUGGAAAAGCUGGACUAUGGAGCCCUGGGCAAGUCCAACAUGGGCCAGAUUAUACACAAGACAUCAGAUGAGAGUACGGCCAUCAUAUACUUUCAGGCCAAGGAUGUGAAUGAAUUAACAGCAUGGAUCUCAGCCAUUAGAAAGACUUGUAAAUACAACAUGUGCAGGAUUGAGACUUUUCACCCAGGUGUUUUUAAAGGAGACAAGUGGAACUGUUGUCGUAGAGAGCAAGACAUUGCACCUGGUUGCAGUCCUACCUACCAUGGGGUUGUUCUUGGUGAUUGGCAGGACCCUCUUGAUCCCGAUGUGGAUGCACAAAUUAUCUACAGUCAAAUAGCUCACAGCAAGGAUAAAAUCAGAAAAAUGCAGCAUGACCUAAGAAUGACACUGGCAGGCAAUGACCCUGCCACCACAUCAGUGCCAAGUGAUUCCAAUGAUGCAGCAAUGGCAAGCCUGGCACUUGUCUCUGGUCUCCUUGAUGUCACAGAGCAGCUGGCUAUGUCGCACCAAACUUUUGUUGAGUCAAGCCCUCGUCUCUCCCACACAUGUCGAUCUCGGAGUGUCAGCAGCAACGUCAGCGGUGACGAUAUUUUGUUUUAGUGCUU
Molecule: messenger RNA, 2651 nt
Organism: Physella acuta
Lineage: Eukaryota; Metazoa; Mollusca; Gastropoda; Physidae
Product: rasGAP-activating-like protein 1
Biological process (GO): regulation of GTPase activity; intracellular signal transduction
Source: RefSeq, a predicted model, not a curated record